GCCGGGCACACAAUCUCUCUGACUCCCACCAAGAGCUUCUGUGGCCGCUGCCUCUUUCUCCAGGACCACUGCCUCACAAAGCCAACACGAUGUGUAACCGAUUUGUGGGAACCUGGAAACUCGUCUCCAGUGAAAAUUUUGAUGACUACAUGAAAGAACUAGGAGUGGGCUUAGCUACCCGGAAACUAGGUGGCUUGGCAAAGCCUGAUGUGAUCAUCAGUAUGAAAGGGGACAUAGUAAACAUCAGAACUGAAAGCACCUUCAAAAAUACAGAGAUCUCCUUCAAACUGGGCCAGCAAUUUGAUGAAACGACAGCAGAUGACCGGAAAGUCAAGAGUGUCGUAACCUUGGAGAAAGGGUCAUUGGUGCAAGUGCAGAAGUGGAAUGGCAAAGAAACCACAAUAAAGAGAAGACUGGUUGAUGGGAAAAUGGUGGUGGAGUGUGCCAUGAAAGGAGUUGUCUGCACUAGAGUCUACCAAAGAGUGUGAAGAAACUUCCUCCUUGCACCGGACUGGGACUGGCUCUUAAAACUCACCUUAGUUCAGUGACCAAAGCCUCAUGCACUGUGCUUCUUUAUUUUCUUAUUUACUUUUACCGGGAAAAUGACUGCAUUAUAAUUUGAUAUUCCAGAGCCAUAGUGUGACUAAUCCAAAGUAUUGUGGUGACUCAAUAAAAGCUUUUCAACACAAGAAA
Molecule: messenger RNA, 693 nt
Organism: Oxyura jamaicensis (ruddy duck)
Lineage: Eukaryota; Metazoa; Chordata; Aves; Anseriformes; Anatidae
Product: myelin P2 protein
Exons: 4
Coding region: 90-488 (132 amino acids)
Biological process (GO): fatty acid transport; membrane organization
Cellular component (GO): cytosol; nucleus; myelin sheath
Molecular function (GO): fatty acid binding
Source: RefSeq, a predicted model, not a curated record